Molecule: messenger RNA, 2572 nt
Organism: Schizosaccharomyces cryophilus OY26
Lineage: Eukaryota; Fungi; Ascomycota; Schizosaccharomycetes; Schizosaccharomycetales; Schizosaccharomycetaceae
Product: SAGA complex ubiquitin carboxy terminal hydrolase Ubp8
Exons: 6
Coding region: 256-1602 (448 amino acids)
Cellular component (GO): nucleus; cytosol
Molecular function (GO): zinc ion binding; cysteine-type deubiquitinase activity; cysteine-type endopeptidase activity
Source: RefSeq, a predicted model, not a curated record
GAAAUACACAAUAAAAGUUGGCCUUCGUUAUAAAGUCUGUUUUUAAAGUCAUUCAACGAAAUCCUUUAAACUUCACCGCCAAAAAAUAAGGAAAGAGACGAGAUUCUAAUUCACUAAAAAAAAGAAAAGGUACAUUGAGACUUGCCUUAUCCUUUAGUGAAAUGGAAUUUGAACUGUACUAAACCCUUGGAAAGUUUUUCGGUUCGGUUAUAUCUUUAGUUUGUAGUGACUUUGUUGAUCGUCUUUUUUUGGGAAAUGGUAAACGAUGUAGUAGAGACAUGUCCUCACAUAAAAUUACAAUCCUCGUUUAUUGAACCUUACCAUAAAAUAUGUACGCAGAUAUUUGCUCGUAAUAACCUUCGGCGUUGGUGCAGCGUUUGUAGAAAAUCAAAUAAACGAACUCUACGGUGUUUAGAAUGUGAAUAUACUGGAUGUUUGUGGGAUCAACAUUUUGAACAACAUGUUAAAGAAUCUCGGCAUUCCUUUGGUGUGGAUUUAAAAAACUGUCAUAUCUAUUGUUAUGUCUGUAAAGAUUAUGUCUAUCAUCCGCGUUUAGAAAUGUUACGAGUAAAAAUUCAAAAUAUCCGAGCUUGGCAAAAUAAACAUAAACGCUUGCCUGAUCGCUAUGAACAAACAAUAUCUUUAUAUCCUUACGAAAAGUAUUCUUCCAUUUGCUGUACUGCAGGUCUACGCGGGAUCCAGAAUUUAGGAGCUACCUGCUUUAUGAGCGUAAUUCUUCAAAGCACCUUGCACAAUCCUUUACUCCGGAAUCUUUUCCUUAGUGGGUUUCAUACUUUCGAAACUUGCAAGCGUUCUUCCUGCAUGACAUGCGCUAUUGAUAAUAUGUUUGCAUCCGUUUAUGCCUCUAAAGAGAAAACAAGCUUUUACGGCCCAACCGUCAUACUGAACCUAAUGUGGAAGAUGAGUAAAAGUCUUUCUGGCUAUUCUCAGCAAGAUGGACAUGAAUUUUUGGUAUACCUUCUCGACCAAAUGCACUCCGAAAGCGGCGGAGAUAAUUCUUUCCCAUGUAAGUGUCCUAUUCAUAAAAUAUUUAGUGGGUCUAUGAAAAACGUUAUUACUUGCUCUGAAUGCAAAACUCAAAAGGUUGCCACUGAUCCUUUGAUGGAGGUCAGCUUAGACCUGCACGAACCUUCCAUUCAAGGAUGCUUAGAAAGAUAUAUAUCUCCAGAACACAUUCAAUAUACGUGUAGCGAUUGUAGUGCGAAAACGGCUACAAAGCAACUCUUUUUUGAUAAACUUCCUCCGACCCUUUGUUUGCAAUUGAAGCGUUUUGAGCAAAAUUCGUUUGCUAUAUCCACCAAAGUAGACAAGGUGAUUACUUAUCCCAUGCUUUUGAAAAUGCAAUACAACUUCAAUCAGGAUUCUGUGGAUUAUCAAUUAUACUCAAUCGUUUGUCACAAAGGCACUUUAGAUACUGGCCAUUAUAUUGCUUAUACUUUAUUUCAGGAUCAUUGGUAUUUACUUGAUGAUACUACAAUAACUGUUGUAUCAGAGUCAGAAGUACUAAAUACACAGGCAUACCUUUUAUUCUAUCACGAGAAAAAUUUGGUUUAUGAAGAUGAGCAUUCAGAAAAAAACUAAGUAUAUUGAAAACAAUUCAAAAGUUUGUUGGCGAUCAGAUAUCCGUUCGUAUACAUUUUUCACAAGAACCUCAUACUCAACAAUCAUGCUGUUGGGUUCCUUCAUCGGUGAAUAAAUCAUCAUUUCGCCCAAAACAUCUGCAUUUCUUCAACAAGAGAGACCUAGGGCCAAGAUUGAUCGUUAUAACUUCUUUUAAAAAUAGAUUUCAUUUCUGAUUGGAUAUAAAGUUCAACAUUUUUGCUAUAAAAUAUUAGAUUAAAUAGUUUCAAGGAAUAUGGAACAAGUUUUAACAGAACAUUUCAAUGCUUGGGCUGUUGCAAGUCACUCUUUGACAGGUAGGGUUAUUUCAUCUAAAUCUUCAGGUAUAUCGCAAGCCUGAAGAAUUUGUGGAACUUCGGCACCCAUGUCUCUACAAAACGAAAGCAGAGAGAGCGUCUGAUCAGUCCAAAGAUUAGCGGCUUCAAGAUAAUUCAUUGUCAUUUUCUCUUUUAAAGCGAUUGUUUCAGGAUUGCAAUGGUUUAAACUUGCAAGCUGAGACUGCAAGGAUUGGAGUAACGACUCCUUUUGUGCCAACACUUGAGGUGUAAAGGUUUCAUCAUCUCCAUUUUCGUUUUCAGAUUUUCGUUUGGCAGUUUCAGUAGCAAUAGAUUCAGAGACUUGACGGACCUUUUCCCUAUAUUCAUCUAGCUGCGCUUGAAGAGAUUCGAUGGUUGCUUCACGAGACCUUUUUGCCUCUGAUGGAAACGACCAGUAAUAGUUGCUUGUUCCAAUUUUUUCAGACUUCACGAGGCCAUCAUCGACCAACGACUGCAACACGUCUUUUACUGUUUGAAGGACAAUUUGCCGCUUAGAGCCUAGUUUUUCAAUUUCUUUCAACUGAAAAAAGUCUUUCUAAAAGAAUUCAGCGUCAAUAAAUAACAUUUUUCUUAUUUUAAAGCCUUAGUCCAUCAAAAUACCGUUCAUUAUUUAA